Messenger RNA from Seminavis robusta, 2454 nucleotides. NCBI's taxonomy places the organism in Eukaryota, Bacillariophyta, Bacillariophyceae, Naviculales, Naviculaceae. The record is from the annotation of a GenBank genome assembly.
AUGGCCAUGGAGAUCCCUCUGUCGGCCGCAUCGGCCUUGGCCAUUCCACCACUAACGUCACCCUCGGCUGCCUCUGUCGCGGGGGUGAUGACGCCUAUGGGCAAUGGAUCCGAAAAAUCGACGGGCCCAGGAGGCGAAGAAGAGACCGAGGAGACCAAUGAAGAGCAGCUCUCGCGUGACUUGGCGCUGUUUCUGGCCAAUCCUUCCUUGCAAGCUGCCUUGGCGGAUGGAUCUUUGGACUUGGCCUCCUAUUCGUCGACCGUAGAGCAGGAAUUGCACGAGUUAGAGUCACAAUGCAUUCAAGUCUACCGACGCAAGGAAAACGAAAUUACCACUCUGCGAACUGAAUUGGCCGACUGUGACGCCGUCUUGUCGGCCUUGCAGGAAAUGUUAUUGGGUUUCCAGGCCGAUUUAGGUGGUCUUUCGGGUGAAAUUAGGUCCAUUCAAGACAAGUCCAGAGUCUUGGCCGUCCAGUACGGUAAUCGUAAACUAGCCGAAGAUGGAUUGGGACAAUUCUUGUCGCAUAUCGUCAUUGCUCCCAACUUGGCCCAGGCCAUCACCUCGGGGCCCAUCAACCGAGUCUUUGUCGAAGCCGUGCGAGAGAUGAACACCAUUUACCAAAAUGUACACGACACCAAGCCACAGCCGUGGAGUGCCAAUAAACCUCCCUCACAAACCACUGCGGGAAAAGAAAUGCAGAUCCACGUGUACAAAUUGCGAUGUGUGGCGGUCACUCGAGUUCGAGAUUAUUUUCUCACGCAAAUGGCGUUGCUGAGGAGACCACAAACCAAUGUCCGUAUGAUUCAAGUUCAUGGAUUGCUACAGUAUGCCUACUUGCAGGAUUUCCUCACUGAAGCCAAUCCACAGAUCGCGCAAGAAAUAUUCAAUGUUUACAUUGAGAGUAUGAGCAAGACACUCUAUACCCUAUUUCGGACUUACCAGACGCAAUUGCUACAACUCGAUGCCACGAGGAGUGCUGCCACGAGACAAGACGUUAUCGCCAUUGAUGAUGCUGCAUUGCGUGAUUCUUUGACAACCAAAGCGAAAAAGAGAGUGGACGUAUUCGCGUUGGGGACCCGUGCACAAGAGGUCCUCUUCCCAUCUGAUGCUCCUGACUAUGAACGCAAAUACGGGCGGCAUCCCCACCAACACACGCAGGCAUUGCCACAGCCAAUUCUAGCCCAUGUCGCUCUCAUGGAAAAGAAACUCUAUCCGUAUGAACGACUCUUCCGAUCCAUUAUGGGGCAUUUGCUGGAAGCCGUCACCAACGAACAUGUCUUUUGUCGACAGCUAUUCAAGCGUGACGCCUUCGGUCCUCUCUUCUCCGGAACCCUCUCAGAUCUACAGGAACAACUCGAGAAUUAUCUAUUUGGUUGUCACGAUGCGCUAGCUUUGUUGCUCAUGAUCAAAGUGGUGCACCAGUAUCGUCGCGUGGCAAAACAGCGGACGAUUCACUCCUUGGAUGGAUUCUAUGAAAAGGUGAAUCAGCUCCUUUGGCCUCGACUCAAAAUGAUCAUGGAUUCCCAUCGGCGUAGUAUCAAAGGAGCCAAUGCUCUCAAGCUCGGUGGGGUCGACUUACAUGCGCAUUAUGUGUCGCGUCGCUUUGCCGAGUUUGCCUGUUCGGUUCUAUUAAUUCUCAAAGAUGGCAACAACACGGGGUCGACAGCUGCCGCAAGUCGGCCAAAGGGCCAGCACCGACAUCAUCAUCAUCAUCACCACAAGGGCGGCAAGUCAUCGGGUAAGAGUGAUGGCGGCAAGCACCAACAACAUGACGAUAGGAAACCGGCAGCAACGCCUUCCAAGGGCCGGUCGCGCCCGGCCAACCUUGACAACAGUGGGGGAGGUGGCGGUGGCAGGAGCGCUGGCGACAUGCUGCUGCAAGAUGUCUCCGAGAUGCUGGAUGAGUAUCUCCUACUCUUGGAUCGCCUUGCCGACGAACAUACUUCUCAGAAGAGGAGGAUUGUUUUUGAAAUCAACAAUCUCGACCACGUGGUCUGCAUCUUCCAGGAAAGAAGGGUCGUUGGGAAAGAGUUUAACCGCUUGGUGGAAAAGCUGAUGGCGCAACGAGAGCUGUUUGUAGAGGAAGAACUGUUGGUUGGCUUUUCCAAGAUGAUUGCUUUCGUCCAGCAAACAGAGGGCCACAUCAACUCCGCCCCCACGGGCUCGUCCUACAACGUGAACCCUUCCGUUGUGCAGUCGUUGGUUCGUGAAUUCUCUUCCAAUUGGAAGGCCAACAUUGAACUGAUCAACCGCAAUGUUCUCUCGUACUUUUCGAACUUUCGCAAUGGCAUGGAGAUUCUGAAGCAAGUCUUGACGCAGCUGCUGUUGUACUACACUCGCUUCCAAGACAUUAUCCGCAAGGUUUGGCAGAACAAGCCGCCAGCGUUCUGCAAGGAUCUCGUCAGCACGAGCCUCAUCUUGGCUGAGAUCAAGAAGUACGCCCUUGCCAUUUAA